This is a messenger RNA of Diatraea saccharalis (sugarcane borer), 2503 nucleotides long. The record is from the annotation of a GenBank genome assembly. NCBI's taxonomy places the organism in Eukaryota, Metazoa, Arthropoda, Insecta, Lepidoptera, Crambidae.
GAUACCUUUUAUUUCUUUUUGUGAUACCUUUGAAUGUUAAGUUUUAUUUCGUAACUAUCGGCAUAACGGUAAUUUAAUUUAUAUUUACUAUAAAAAUCAUCUAGUUUUAAUCAAGAAAAUCAUCAUGGAAGAAGUUUCGUUACACAUAGAUAAUCAUAUAUUUAAAGUAAAAAAAGAAAUUCUUUGUGAACAUAGUGAUUAUUUCCGCGCAAUGUUUAGCGGGAAUUAUGUUGAAAACGAUAAACGAGAUAUUAAAAUUGAUGUUGUAGAUGCUAAUUCAAUGAAAAUAAUUAUUCAGUAUAUGAAUAAUGGUCUGAUAGAUUUAUCAGAAUAUACACUCAGUGUCAUAGCAGAUCUAUCAGUUGCUGCAAAUUACCUCCAACUACCUGAACUCAUAAAACAAAUAGAGUAUUGCUUAGAUCUUCAGCUAUCUUUAUCGAACUGGAUGCAAACCAUGACUAUUGCAGAAUCAUCAUCAUAUACGAGACUGGAGCAGUUAUCUGCUGCUUUCGGCUUGCUUUCCUUUAAAGAGAUGAGACCAGAAUAUGUGCCAUCAAUUAAGAAACUUUAUUGGUACUUAUCACAUCCAUUCUUAGAUGCACCUAAUGAAUUAGAAGUAUUCAAAUUUGGAUUACAAUGGGUUUCAAAUACAGAGACUGGGGCUGAUGCAGUAUUGCUAGUAUUAUGUUGUUUAGAUAUUCAAAGGCUUACUACUCCAGAUUUGAAGGAGAUUAAGAUCUUGGUAGCUGACUACACCAACAGUCUUGCUUCUAAAGUAGUUGACUGUAUCUAUGAACUGUCAGUUGGAGAUUAUGAAUUGACAACACCAGUACUUAUAAAGCAAAAGCCUACUUUAUGUGAAAUGUUUACAGAGAGAGUUUAUAAUGAGGUGUUCAAUUUAAUGAAAGAAAGUAGAAGUAGAGAACUGAGAUAUAUUCCAUCAGUACCUGUUUGGAUGGUAAAGAAUACAAAGCCAGAAGUAAUACCACACUAUAUGUACACAUAUACAGAAGAAAAAGGCUUUGAAAAGUGGAUAGAAGUUGCUGAAAAAAAUCUGUGGGGUUGGAGUAUUGUGGAAUGGGGGCCAACUAGACUGGUUGUUGUGUGCGGUGAACAUGGCAAAGGAACUGGUGUGUUUAUGAAGGAUGUUAAAGUUUAUGAUACAUUAAGGAAAGAAUGGACUCAUCAUGGAGUAGAGCUGCCAGCAAGGAGACAUGGUGGUGUAACUGUGAUUGGUGAUGAAAUGUAUUUGGUUGGUGGUGUAGGUGGGUUUAGGGUAGUCUUAGAUACAGCAGUUGUAUAUGAUUUGAAACAAAGAACUUAUAGAAAAAUCGCAAAAUUACCCGACACAAUCCAGAAUCCAGCCAUUUGUACACACAACACUGUAGUCUAUGCAGCUGGACACAAGAAUAUAUACAGAUAUGAUGAAUUUGAACAAACUGACAGAUGGAGUAUGGUCAUUGAUACAGAUUUUCGAACAAGUUGUAUGGUCUCAUUCAAUAAUUACAUUUACUGCACUCAAAAUUACUUCAGUCAUUUUCAUAGAUUUAGGCCAAAUAUUGAUACCAAGUUGGAGAUGAUUACUUAUUUUACUAAUCCACCUGCUACAAUUUGUCAUCUAGGUACACGACUUAUAGUGUUCACAAGAACUAUGUGUGGACAAGCUGACAAUUUAGCUGUGGAAGAGUACACCGGUACCAAUGCCAAUGAACGCCCUAGGUUGUUAUGGUCAGAAUCCAACACUGUAAUGAAAGUGAACGAUGUCGCAGGUUCCUGCACUUUAGUCUUGAGUUUACCGCCGCUGCAUCCUGAAGAAUCGCAAUACCACAACCGUUACUUAAAUAUUUAUGCUAAUCUAUGAUAGUUUUUUUUUAUAAUAAAAGACCAGCUCAGGUGAAGGACAAGACGUCAAGUGAGAUCGCUUAUGAAUGUAUGACCUAAUGCGAGAACUAUAAAGGAUUACUACUACAUAAACCUUUCGCUAUUGACAAAUAAGAAUUAAGAUCAUACAACAAUCCAUGAGGAUUCCGUAAAUAGGAGCAACCUCUUGGACGAAAGUCAAAUCUCGAUUGUCUACAAUUGACAAAACUAUUCAAAGUUCAGUUGACACAUAGGCUCAGACCGUGCUAUGAUAAAACCAAAGUCUUAAACUGCAAAAAAUUAAAACAUAGCUUUAGUGGACUGGAAAUGCGAGUCGCGAAAUAUGCAGUCUUAGUCUUCGGCGACUUUUGUCCUUCAAGUGUCUCGAGUCUUAGGCAAGGGUCUAAAAUAUCAACCUAGUCAUAAGUUACGAAAAAAAUGAGUCCAAAAGGGUCAGCUCACAAAAUAUAGGACCCUUUUUAUAAUGAGUAAAUUUUUUAUCAAGUUGUAUAGUUUUGGCAAAUAUAUCGAUUAGUUAAGGAAAUGUAUUAUUCAAUUGUUUAUUUUUAAAAAAAUUAAGACUGAAUUGUUCGAAUGUGAGAUAAAACUGUAAGUACUCAAAUAAAAAGCAUGUUUAAUUGGU